AUGGGGGAAAGAAGGCAGGAGCGGAGCGAGGAGAAGAUAUUUCUUACCUGUGGAGGCAGGAGCGGAAAGGAGAUAUGGAGAGUAUCUGAAAAAAUGUUUCAUUUUCGAUGCUAUGGUGGCCAAUUUUUAACGUCGCUCAGCAAAGGAAAUGCAAUAUUAGCAACAGCAGACAUACCCACUGUUUCAGAAACAUUUAUAGUUGAAAGAAAUGACACAAAGGUCCACAUUAAGCUCCUGAGUGGCAAUUAUUUGCAGGCUUCAGAAGAUAAUGAGCUCACGACGGACUAUCAUGGUAAACCAGGGUGGGAUGAUAAUGCUGCAACAUUUGAAAUGGUGAUAUAUGCGAACAAUUUGCAUGGAGAUUUUCAGCUUGCUAAUGGAUAUGGACAGGAUAAAGCUAGAGAGAUUCUAAUGAACCACUGGGACAAUUUUGUCACUGCUGAAGAUUUUUCUUUCCUAUCUGAGCAUGGCAUAAACACUGUCAGAAUUCCUGUUGGAUGGUGGAUUGUAGAGGACCCUGAUCCUCCACCUCCAUUUAUUGGUGGAACCUUGGCAGCCCUUGACAGAGCAUUCUCGUGGGCACAGGUCUACAACAUCAGGUGCAUUAUUGAUCUCCAUGCUGGUCCUGGUUCCCAAAAUGGAAUGGAGCAUAGUGCUAGCAGAGAUGGUUCUGUAAACUGGUCGUCACCGGAGUUCGUCUUGCAGAGUCUGGAUGCCAUUGAGUUUUUAUCUGCAAGGUAUGCAGAUAAUCCAGCUCUUUUGGGUAUUGAGCUAUUGAAUGAACCUUCUGCAGCUGCAGUUCCAAUCGAUAUUUUGAUAUCUUAUUACAAAAGUGGUUACCAAAAAGUACGGAACUAUUCUUCUACUGCUUAUGUUGUAGUUUGUCAAAGGAUAGGCAAUGCAGAUCCCAUGGAGCUAUAUGAAGCAAACAUUGGGGAUAAAAAUGUUGUGGUAGAUGUACACUAUUAUAACCUAUUUGAUGCUUAUUUUAAUGAUCUAAAUCCAUUACAAAAUAUGCAAUUUAUUUACAACAGCAGGAGGCCACAGUUGCAGGCGCUAAAUAGCGCAAAUGGACCUCUUGUUUUUGUAGGUGAGUGGGUGAAUGAGUGGAAUGUGACAAAUGCCUCUCGGAUUGAGUAUCAAAUAUUUGGAAGCACUCAAUUGGAAGUUUACCGUAGUGCCACUUUUGGUUGGUCAUAUUGGACCCUCAAGAGUGAAGAGAAACAUUGGGACUUUGAGUGGAGCAUUAAGAACAAAUAUCUUGUGCUUGGUAAUUCUCAGAAGAAUGGCAUCGGUAACUGCACCGCGCUCGUUGUAUCAUUUUGGGCAAUUAUUUUGGCUUUCUAUGGAUCCUUAGUACCAUAAACAAUACGCAUGGAGUACAUCAGAACGUUGCAGAACAAAUACAUUAACAUCGAUUCUUUUUAAUUGUUAGUUUUGCUUUUCUUUUGCGGCUUUUGUCCUGAAUAAAUUUUCAAAUUAAAAAUAGAAUAUUGAAAG
Messenger RNA from Phalaenopsis equestris, 1500 nucleotides. Its product is annotated as probable glucan 1,3-beta-glucosidase A. The transcript has 8 exons. Gene Ontology annotation, biological process: carbohydrate metabolic process; actin filament bundle assembly; establishment or maintenance of cell polarity. NCBI's taxonomy places the organism in Eukaryota, Viridiplantae, Streptophyta, Magnoliopsida, Asparagales, Orchidaceae. Gene Ontology annotation, molecular function: hydrolase activity, hydrolyzing O-glycosyl compounds; actin filament binding. The record is from RefSeq and is a predicted model, not a curated record. Gene Ontology annotation, cellular component: cytoplasm; actin cytoskeleton. The coding region runs from base 1 to 1365 and encodes 454 amino acids.